Molecule: messenger RNA, 1059 nt
Organism: Pygocentrus nattereri (red-bellied piranha)
Lineage: Eukaryota; Metazoa; Chordata; Actinopteri; Characiformes; Serrasalmidae
Gene: hoxc11a
Product: homeobox C11a
Biological process (GO): regulation of transcription by RNA polymerase II; anatomical structure development
Cellular component (GO): nucleus
Molecular function (GO): DNA-binding transcription factor activity, RNA polymerase II-specific; RNA polymerase II cis-regulatory region sequence-specific DNA binding
Source: RefSeq, a predicted model, not a curated record
AUGACAAUAUCUACUUUCGAUCACGUUACGGGGCGACUUAGACGGAUUGCGCGUCAUCUCGCCUUCCCAAAUUUUCUCCUUCUGCAGCUCGAAUCCAAAACAUCUAUCUAUAGCGCGGGGGACAGGGGAAAGAUGUUUAACUCGGUGAAUCUGAGCAACUUCUGCUCCCAGACGCGCAAAGACCGGACGUCCGAGUUUGGGGACAGGACGGGCUGUGCCUCUAACAUCUACCUCCCCAGCUGCACUUACUACGUCCCCGAAUUUUCUACCGUCUCGUCGUUCCUUCCGCAAGGGCCCUCGCGGCAAAUCACCUACCCUUAUUCAACAAACCUGUCUCAAGUGCAGCCGGUGCGAGACGUUUCCUACGGCCUGGACCCCUCCAGCAAAUGGCACCAUAGAAGCAACUAUGCAUCCUGCUACUCAGGAGAGGAUCUGGUGCACAGGGACUGUCUUCCGCCAUCCACCAUGACAGAAAUGCUCAUGAAAAACGAGAGCGUGUACAGCCACCACCACCACCACCACCACCAUCCCAGCACGAACCACCCCUCCACUGGCUUCUACUCCGGCGUGGGCAAGAACAAUGUGCUCCCCCAAGGUUUCGAUCGCUUUUUCGAAACGGCGUACUGCGGCGCGGACAAUCAGUCAGAGCAUUGUUUACAAAAGAGCGAGGCGGCUAAGCUGGAGAGCGCGUCCCAGCCGGCCAGCGCCGUUUCGGGGGUGGACGAGCCGGAAAAGGAGCCAGAGGAUGAGGAGCAACAAACAAAUUCUGGCUCGUGUAGCUCGACAGUCACAAAGGAUGGCAACGCGGGCAAGAUCAGCCACUCGAGUGCCCCACGCCAGAGGAAGAAGAGAUGUCCGUACUCCAAGUUUCAGAUUCGAGAACUGGAACGAGAGUUUUUCUUUAACGUUUACAUCAACAAGGAAAAGAGGCUGCAGCUCUCCAGAAUGCUUAACCUUACCGAUAGACAAGUGAAGAUAUGGUUCCAGAACAGAAGGAUGAAAGAAAAGAAGCUAAGCAGAGACCGCUUGCAGUACUUUUCUGGGAACCCAUUGCUAUAA